AAAAUAUUCACUUCACUCUACAAAUCUACAAUAACCUCAUAAACCGCGUACUACAAAAACAAACUCAUAUAUAAACCCCAAAAUUUCUGAUUUCCCCCUUAUUUCUCCUUCCACUCAUCCACACUCUACGUCCCUAUCCACUACCUUACUCACCACCACAAACUCCGACCUCACUUACCUCCUUCAAUGGCGGAAAUCGACGGCAACACUCUCGUCGCCAAAACCCUCGCUCAUUCCGGCGUCACCCACAUGUUCGGCGUCGUCGGAAUCCCCGUCACCUCCGUCGCAACCCGCGCAGUUUCCCAAGGUAUCCGCUUCAUCGCCUUCCACAACGAACAAUCCGCCGGUUACGCCGCCUCCUCCUACGGCUACCUCACCGGAAAACCCGGAAUUCUCCUCACUGUUUCCGGGCCGGGUUGCGUCCAUGGGCUUGCCGGGCUCUCCAACGCCGCAAUUAACACCUGGCCCAUGGUCCUCAUCUCGGGCUCAUCCGAUCAGCGUGAUUCUGGUAAAGGAGAUUUCCAAGAGCUUGAUCAAAUCUCAGCCGUUCAACCCUUUUCGAAAUUAUCCGUAAAACCCACCUCCAUUUCCGAAGUUCCGGGCGCAGUUCUCCGGGUUCUGAACGGGGCUGUUUCGGGUCGGCCCGGUGGGUGUUACCUGGACCUUCCCACGGAUGUUCUCCACCAGACUGUGUCGGAGGCUGAGGCAGAGGAUCUCAUUUCAAAGGCGGAAGAACAAGUGAGAAAGGAACAAGAAUCAUCGGAUUCGUCGAAUUCGACGCCAAUUUCCGAUGUAGAGAAGGCGGUGGCUGCGCUGAGGAGCGCGCAAAGGCCGCUGAUUGUGUUCGGAAAAGGGGCUGCGUAUUCGAAGGCCGAGGAUGAAUUAAGGAAGUUGGUUGAUAGUACUGGGAUGCCCUUCUUGCCCACUCCAAUGGGGAAGGGUUUGAUCUCAGACAAUCAUGAAUUGGCCGCAACCGCGGCGAGGUCGCUUGCAAUUGGGCAAUGUGAUGUUGCUCUUGUUGUUGGGGCAAGGCUAAAUUGGUUGCUUCAUUUUGGGGAGCCCCCAAAAUGGUCUAAGGAUGUCAAGUUUAUAUUGGUUGAUGUUUGUGAGGAGGAAAUUGAGCUUAGGAAGCCUUAUGUAGGGCUAGUUGGGGAUGCUAAGAAGGUGGUUGGUUUGAUUAAUAAGGUGAUCAAGGAUGAUCCCUUUUGUUUAGGGAGGAAUCAUCCUUGGGUCGAGGCGAUUUCGAAGAAGGCUAAGGAUAAUGUGUCUAGGAUGGAGGGUCAGUUGGCUAAGGAUGUUGUGCCCUUUAAUUUUUUCACUCCUUUGAGGAUUAUUAGGGAUGCUAUUAUUGGAGUUGGGAGUCCUGCACCUGUUUUGGUGUCUGAAGGGGCUAAUACUAUGGAUGUUGGGCGAGCUGUGUUGCUUCAGACGGAGCCUAGGACGAGGUUGGAUGCCGGUACUUGGGGAACUAUGGGAGUUGGUUUAGGUUACUGUAUUGCGGCCGCUGUGGCUUGCCCUGAUCGCUUGGUGGUUGCUGUUGAAGGAGAUUCUGGUUUCGGGUUUAGUGCUAUGGAAGUAGAGACUGUAGUUCGAUAUCAGUUGCCUGUUAUAGUUAUAGUCUUCAACAACAAUGGUGUUUAUGGUGGUGACCGAAGAAGUCCUGAAGAGCUCACAGGCCCUCAUAAAGAAGACCCUGCCCCAACUUCUUUUGUUCCAGAAGCAAAAUACCAUGUUUUAAUUGAAGCUUUUGGUGGAAAAGGCUAUCUUGUCAAGAAUCCUGCUGAACUGAAGUCAGCCUUGGACGAGUCUUUCACAGCGAAAAAACCUGCUGUGAUAAAUGUCAUAAUCGAUCCUUAUGCUGGCUCAGAGAGUGGACGGAUGCAACACAAGAACUGAGGUACAAACAUAUCAUAUAACGGAAAUCCACGACCUCUUCUUGAGUGUAAGUAUGUGAGUACAGUGUGGAUUGCGCCUUGAGCAUCCACUGCCCUUUCGAUUUUUCCAAAAUGAUUCACAUCACUAAGUUUAUAUUUGUUGAAAUAAGUUGUAUUAAGUAGUAUAAAUCUGUUAUUUUCCUAUGAAUUGAAGUUGGGAUGUAUCAUUUAAGCUGAGUGCUUGCUGAUUAAUGUAGGAUGUGUAAAUCAGAUACUUGAAUUUAUCCUAUUAGGCUUAUUUACCUUAUACUCUACUUUCUAAGGUUUAACCGAGUAGGCAUGUACAAGUAUAUACUUCGUAUUUUUUUUCCUUAAUAUAUUAAUAUCAUAUAAAUUCUGGA
This is a messenger RNA of Chenopodium quinoa (quinoa), 2275 nucleotides long. RefSeq names its product 2-hydroxyacyl-CoA lyase-like. Gene Ontology annotation, biological process: fatty acid alpha-oxidation. Gene Ontology annotation, cellular component: peroxisome. Gene Ontology annotation, molecular function: magnesium ion binding; catalytic activity; thiamine pyrophosphate binding. The transcript is spliced from 2 exons. NCBI's taxonomy places the organism in Eukaryota, Viridiplantae, Streptophyta, Magnoliopsida, Caryophyllales, Amaranthaceae. The record is from RefSeq and is a predicted model, not a curated record. Bases 187 to 1896 code for a protein of 569 amino acids.